ACUGACAAUCAGAUGUUCUUUUGAUUAGUAUGUAAACUGCUGCCUUGCAGCUCCAAAUAGGGAAAUGCUCCAAAAUGUCAUCAUCAGAUGCAACUUGCUCGAGACACGCGUUGGCACUUGAUUUUGUUUUUUUGUUUUUCCAGUCACUGCCUUUGCACAGCGACCAACCCAGACACGCGUUGGCGAGGUCUUUCAAACUGACCGCGGUGACUGCUAAAUGGUCGUCCACAGACCGCCAGACUCGCGUCUCUUGAGCAACCUGAUUGCACACGAGAAAGAAUACACUAAACACUUUGCCUCUCUUUUCCCUCUCUCACAUGCUGCCCUCGCUUCUCUCUCGGCGUACAGCGCCGCCUCUCCCUCAGAAAACCCGUACUCCUCCACCUCGGCUGGCUCUCCGGCCCAAGUCCUUGCUGCCAUCGUCGACGUACUCGCGGGCGCAGACGAUGCACUCCAACGGUACCUCCAUGUAGUGGAGAAAUGGCGAGAACAGCUCGUCUUGCUGAAAGAACUCGAGGACGACGUCGGUGCCAUUCUCCGUGACAGAGAGAUCCUCGUCACGCGUGUCAUAAAGUUAUCUAAAGCACAAAAAUCAGGUCGGGAUUCCCGAUCGUCUUUCAUUCUACACCCCGGCGGAAGCUCCGCUUCUUUCUCGUCCCUACCGUCGACGACGAACUCCGUCACUAUUGGCUCCGCAGGUAGCAAACUAGCUCAUGCACAGGCAGAGCUACAGGCAUGCGAGAGCCAUCUUGCGGAGAAGGAGCGAGAGCUCGCGGUCAGACGAAUUAGCGUUGUCCGAGAAGCUCUCGGAGCACGUUGUCGUGCACUCGUAGAUUGUGGAUGGGUGUGGGGCGAGAUGGGUAAACAAGGUCUUCGUACGCUCCAGUCCCUUAGUGGCGGCUUAUCCGAGUCCCGUGACCCCGGAAUCUCAUUCUCUAGAACCCAUUCCCUGUCGCCCCCACAUUCGGCUGGGUACCAAAGACUCGAUCCAUCUUCUGCGAAUAAUGCCCCUCAAGUGCCCAUCUCCUACGCCUCUGACCUGUCGUCCCUCACACCCUCGCAAAGCGCCUCUCAACGUGCCAGCACUUCUGUAGAACGUGGCCAGGACGAACGUACUACACACGAUCAUCGGACCGAAUCGUCUCCCACACCCCCAAAAGCGGCAGAAGAAGAAAUCUUUUAUCAAGGUCACGUAGUGGUCUCUAUCCCCCCUGCUCACGCUAUCUCAGAACUUGACCUACCCACCGGCGUACCAAUUCCGAAGCCAGCAUCGCCCACACCAGCAUCAACAUCCGCAGUUUCGGCAUCGCAAUCUUCUACUUCUAAUAGUCAUGUCACUGGGACGGGUCUGCGCUAUACCCGGAGCAGACAACGCCGACCUAUAUCGAGGCACAUCUCUGAAGCUUCUGACGAAGAUGUACAGGAAGAUCGAAGCGCCGGUGUCCCUCCCAACGUUCCCCUUCCCGUGUCCGGCCCUUCUAGAACCGGUUCGGAUACAAAUAUCCCGAAUCCAGUCGUCAUGCGGAGAAGCAACAGUAGCGAUGAGUUCCCUCAUGGUCCCCUCGAAGUCGUCGAAAACGAUCCAUUCGCGAGCGUCCGAUCUAAGUCGUUACGUCCUCUUCCAACGACAGGUGAUGACAGGGACCAGACGCCCAGUCCGGAGUUGAGAAGGGGAAAACUCCGCGAACGUAAAACUUCCGUGACGUUCCUCAGUUCGUUACGUGGCUUGUUCUCGCAUCGUGCACGGACCAAGGGAGCGGGUGGGCCCGCUGCAGUAUGGGAGGGACCUUUGACGGCUGAACCUACUUCAUUCAAAUCUACGGGUGGCUGGUCUACCCGCAUAGAUGGACAUCUACGGAAUGGGCGCAAUAGCACGGAUUCGGAGGCGGGUCCCAAACCGGGCAUCAGACAAUCCUUAUCCGGGGUCUCGCCGAAGUCGAAGUUGCGCAAAGUCCGUGGGCAAUCGAUGGUUAAAUCGUCCAGUAGCCCGGGAAGUCCGCGUGUGCAUGCAGGUAAUGCGAAUGGGUGGGUAACGGACGGCGAGAGUGCACGAGGAAUGGUGAGGGGGAGAAGCAAACGCCGGAAAAAGUCUAUUGCGGCGUUGAAGGGACCUGAUGGUGGUUUUACGGACGGAGAGGUGGACAACGACACCGACCAGGGGAUGCAUCGCAAUCGUUCACACUCGGUUCAGACAGAGAGGCCAUACGUUCCUCCUGCAGGUGAUGCUGCCACUUCCAAACGUACCAGACGCGCUACAACCGAUUUUGCUGACGCGAAUUCCGUAGCGUUAAGCGGGAGCUCGCUCGAUGCCAAUGCACGAACUCCUCGCCCAGGUCGUUUGUCCGCUGGGCCACCCGGAAGCUCAAGUGCGCUGGCAGAGUCUCCCUCAAGCCCAUCCAGCCAGAAGGUUUCCGCUCAAGUUCAAGCACAUCCUUCCUCGCUUACUCCAGGAGCUUCAUCGCCAGGGCGCCGAGGUGCGAAAUCGGGUACACUCCAUACUCCUAACGGAAGUGCGGACCAGAGUUUGAUGAGCAUCGUUGAAGACGUCGCGCGUCAGAACAGGGAAAGAAACAUCGCGUCCGCUCUAGCUACUCUGAAUGGGCGUGCCAGCUCGUCAAACGGCAACUUGCCCGUGCUAGAAGUGCCCCGCGCGCCGCCGCCCCAAGCCCCACACACGCCCAGUACUACCACUCAACGCGGCCCUGCUCGUGAAGGGCUUGGCCAGCAGCCUCCAAAUGGGAAGGCGCGGUCCCUAGAUCUCCAGCGUCGUGGCUCGGUGACGUCGACCUCACGUGUCAAUGCGGCUUCGACUUCCCCAAAAAUGCGGAGUACCCCCUCGAGUGAAGUGAAGAGUGCUCCUCCUGCCGGCAGUGUUGUCAGUGGCAGUAGCGGCACCAAUCCUAGUACGUCGUCACAGCUUGCGAAGACUCCGCUACGUUCUGCCUUGCGUAACGCGAGCCGUACGCCAUCUCCGAAUCCCGUGACGUUCACGACCCCCGCUAUUCCCUUCCAGGGACAACCCGCAUAUGUUACCGAGGCUGAUCAAGUAGGCAGACGUUCGCUGGAGCAGAUACUCUCUGCGACACGGGGUUCCUCCGUACCUGACCUACGUGAUUCGAUGUCCAUCUCCUCAUACGAAACUGGACGUGAGAGCCCAAUAGGUUCACCGUCGUCACCAUCACCUGUACCAUUACCUCCACUGUCCCCGGCACCACAGCCCCACCUCUCAUUGCAGGCCCCGCCUCUCUUGCACGACCAGGAUUCUCGAGACCAGGGCGGUGCUUCAUCGACCGUGUCAACAGAGACCCCGCCAGCGGUCCGCCGCAAGAGCGUGCGCAUGUCUUUGCAUCCGACAUUCUCACCUCCCCCUCCUUCUGCAGCCUAUGAUCAAUUUGACGAGGACGAGGCAGAAGCUACGUGGUCAGAUCGACCUCGACCUGUAGAAGGUUGGAAGACUAGGGCUGCGUUGCAUGCCGCUGCUGCUGCUUCUCCCAUUGAUGUGUGGCAAGACUCGAGCGAGGAGGAUGAGGAGUAUAGUCGUGCGCGACGACUUCUUAGCCGCGUUGCUAAGGGCAAGGGCAAGGGCAAGGUUUGAAGUUUUCCCCAUUCUCGUCGCUAUAUAUUUUAAAAAACCUUUGUGUAUUACGCUCUAUUCCUCCGUCAUCAUCCUUGUAUUCUCCUCUCCCUCUCUUAUCCACGGUUUGGAGAUACGAAGUUAUUCGUUAUUCUAUGGUUUCCUUCUGGUGCUUUCUUUUUCGUCUUCGUCUUCGUCUUCAUCUUCGUCCUGGUUUUCGUUCGUUCUUCAUGGGCACUGUGUUUUGUGUGCGUCGUUCGUUCAGGCAAGCAGUGCAGUCUAAUACUUGCC
This is a messenger RNA of Pisolithus orientalis, 3865 nucleotides long. RefSeq lists its product as uncharacterized. Bases 218 to 3595 code for a protein of 1125 amino acids. The record is from RefSeq and is a predicted model, not a curated record. The transcript is spliced from 3 exons. Lineage: Eukaryota; Fungi; Basidiomycota; Agaricomycetes; Boletales; Pisolithaceae.